AAAAAAAAUAUGGGACAUUGAAGAAGUCAUACAUGGUGUUUCUCAGGAAGGUGCAAGGAAAAAGUGGUGCGGGAGCCAAGACUUUGAAGUAUCACGAUCAACUGUUUGAAUUAUUUCACAAGAGGCCGAAUGCCACCUGUAAUCAGUGGGGAGUGGAGGUCUCAACUUCUGCAAGCACUUCUAAAAGCUCCUCCGAUUUGACGACAUCUGAUGGAGAUGUCGUCAAUGACGCUGGCGGUCCACCACCUUCAUCAUCCCCUGCAUCUUCAGGCAGAAAAUAUCCUCCAAAGUAUAGAAGUAGAGCAGGCAGUACAAACUCAACUCCUGCUUUGAUAGAAAAAAUGAUGGAGAGCGACAAACAGGAGAACGUAUCGUACAGGGAUUGGUUCGAGACAGUGCUGGAACGUCAAGAUAAUAGGGAAGAUAAGUUUAUAUCUACAUUAUCCACAGCCAUGAACUCCUCCGUAUCAACAGCGAUAACAACCGCCAUUCAAGCUAUGGUUCCUUUAUUUGCUCAGUUUGCUCAGCCACAGGCCCCUGUCCAGUUUAUGGGGGUUCCACCUAUGACUCAAGGCUGGCCUGUCCAUCCUACGUCCAUCGCCACCACAUCCCCAUUUCAGUCUGUGCCCAUACCUCAGAUAGUUUCCCCUUUGAAUCAAAUGUCAUCCCAAUCCCAGGCUGUGGCUCAGACUCAACCCCAGGCAGUAACAUCCCUCAAUAUGACGUCAUCCCAACCCCAGGCUGUGACUCCGACUCCACCCCAGACAGUAACAUCCUUCAAUAUGACCUCAUCGUUGGCUCCCUCUCCUCAGGCUACUGCAAGUCUCCCAAUGCAAGUUGAAGCAGGCCUAAACCCACCCCGAACCCACUCCCUGCCGCUUAAUUCGAAUAAUGUACAAUCAUCCAGACCUACAGUUUCAAAUCUACCGUUUAAGUUGCAAUCCAACAAAAUUAUUAUUCGCCCCAGCCAUCCCCAACCUGGGUCCCAGAGAAUGCUCAGACCGCGAAUUGUUCAUGUUCCUGCAAAUUCUCUUCGCCUCCCAGGAAACAUCAGACUUCAGCAUUUAAACUCUCCUUCCAACAGUCAACCAAACCCUCCAACUUCCAAGUGAUAUUUAAUUUUUGACUGUCUUUACCUGAGAUCUCUUUUAUGUAUACAAGUGUU
Molecule: messenger RNA, 1165 nt
Organism: Thrips palmi
Lineage: Eukaryota; Metazoa; Arthropoda; Insecta; Thysanoptera; Thripidae
Product: mucin-5AC-like
Exons: 2
Coding region: 33-1112 (359 amino acids)
Source: RefSeq, a predicted model, not a curated record